AUGUCUGCAGCUAAAGACGCAGCGAUCGGUAUCGACCUGGGCACCACCUACUCCUGCGUGGGGGUUUUCCAGCACGGAAAAGUAGAAAUCAUCGCCAACGACCAGGGCAACAGGACCACCCCCAGCUAUGUGGCCUUCACGGACACCGAGAGGCUGAUCGGGGACGCCGCCAAGAACCAGGUGGCCCUGAACCCCAGCAACACUGUGUUUGAUGCCAAGAGGCUGAUCGGAAGGAGGUUUGAUGAUCCGGUGGUGCAAGCGGACAUGAAGCACUGGCCCUUCAAGGUGCUUUCAGAAGGAGGGCGGCCUAAAAUCCAAGUGGACUACAAAGGAGAGAACAAAACCUUCUUCCCUGAGGAGAUUUCCUCCAUGGUCCUGGUGAAGAUGAAGGAGACUGCUGAGGCCUACCUCGGACACAGGGUGUCCAACGCUGUCAUCACGGUCCCAGCCUACUUCAACGAUCAGCGACAGGCCACUAAAGACGCCGGCGUCAUCGCAGGACUCAACGUCCUGAGGAUCAUCAACGAGCCCACGGCAGCUGCCAUCGCGUACGGUCUGGACAAAGGCAGGUCGGGGGAGAGAAACGUCCUGAUCUUUGACCUGGGUGGAGGCACCUUCGACGUGUCCGUCCUGACGAUGGAAGACGGCGUCUUCGAGGUGAAGGCCACGGCCGGAGACACUCACCUGGGAGGAGAGGACUUUGACAACCGCAUGGUGAACCACUUUGUGGAUGAGUUCAAGAGGAAACACAAGAAGGACAUUAGCCAGAACAAGAGAGCCUUGAGGAGGUUGCGCACAGCCUGUGAGAGGGCCAAGAGGACCCUGUCCUCCAGCUCCCAGGCCAGCAUCGAGAUCGAUUCUCUGUUCCAGGGCCUCGACUUCUACACCUCCAUCACCAGGGCGCGCUUUGAGGAGCUCUGCUCCGACCUGUUCAGAGGAACCUUAGAGCCAGUGGAGAAGGCUCUGCUGGAUGCCAAAAUGGACAAGGGCCAGAUCCACGACGUCGUCCUGGUGGGAGGCUCCACCCGAAUCCCCAAGAUCCAGAAACUCCUGCAGGACUUCUUCAAUGGCCGCGCGCUGAACAAAAGCAUCAACCCAGACGAGGCCGUGGCUUACGGCGCCGCCGUCCAGGCUGCCGUCCUGACCGGGGACACCUCGAGCAACGUUCAGGACCUGCUUCUGCUGGACGUGGCCCCUCUGUCCCUGGGUAUUGAGACGGCUGGAGGAGUCAUGACGCCCCUGAUCAAACGCAACACCACCAUCCCCACCAAACAAACCCAGGUGUUCUCUACCUACUCCGACAACCAGCCCGGGGUCCUGAUCCAGGUCUACGAAGGGGAGAGGGCCAUGACCAAGGACAACAACCUGCUGGGCAGGUUUGACCUGACUGGAAUCCCUCCUGCUCCACGAGGGGUCCCUCAGAUUCAGGUCACCUUCGACAUCGAUGCCAACGGCAUCUUGAACGUGUCGGCAGUGGAGCAAAGCUCCGGCAAAGAGAACAAGAUCACCAUCAGCAACGAUAAAGGCCGACUGAGCCGAGAGGAGAUGGACAGGAUGGUGCAGGACGCCGAGACGUACAAAGCUGAGGACGAGCUGCAGAGGGACAGGAUCUCCGCCAAGAACUCCCUGGAGUGCUACGCUUUCAACGCGAAGAGCUGUGUGGAGGAUGACAGGCUGAAGGACAAACUGAGUGAGGAGGACAAGAAGAAGGUGGUGGACAAGUGUAAGGAGACCAUCAGCUGGCUGGAGGACAACCAGCUGGCUGAGAAAGACGAGUACCAACACAAGCAGAAAGAGCUGGAGAACGUGUGCAGCCCCAUCAUCAGCAGCUUGUACCAGGGAGGGAGGCCCACUGGGACCUGUAGAGGGCAGGCCCCAGGAGGCCCCCAGGGGCCCACUAUUGAGGAGGUCCACUGACCUGGACCUGGACUCUGUGGGCUUAUUGUUUGACUUUUGUACAUAAAAUGA
Molecule: messenger RNA, 1968 nt
Organism: Nematolebias whitei (Rio pearlfish)
Lineage: Eukaryota; Metazoa; Chordata; Actinopteri; Cyprinodontiformes; Rivulidae
Product: heat shock 70 kDa protein 1-like
Biological process (GO): protein refolding; cellular response to unfolded protein
Cellular component (GO): blood microparticle; cytoplasm; vesicle
Molecular function (GO): heat shock protein binding; ubiquitin protein ligase binding; ATP binding
Source: RefSeq, a predicted model, not a curated record